GAAGACGAGCCAGUUCUUUCUUGUUUAAGCAAGAAAACAAAUUGUUCUACGUUCCUCAGGCGCCACCAUGGGGGAGUGGGGGUUCCUGUCGCAGCUCCUGGACCAGGUCCAGUCCCACUCCACCAUGUUCGGGAAGGUGUGGAUGAGCGUCCUGUUCCUGUUCCGGAUCUUCAUCCUGUUGGCGGCGGUGGAGAACGUGUGGGGCGGGGAGCAGGGCGACAUGUUCUGCAACACCCUGAGCGUGGGCUGCAGGAACACCUGCUACGACCAGUCCUUCCCGCUGUCCCACACCAGGUUCUGGAUCCUGCAGAUCCUCACCGUGUCCGUUCCCACCCUCCUCUACCUGGGCCACGUCCUGCUGGUGCUGCGCCGCGAGAACAAGCUGAGGAGGCGCCUGCAGCAGAGUUUCCCAGGCGUGGAGAAGCUGGGCGGCGUGGAGAAGCUGGGCGGCUCGGAGAAAGUGGAGAAGCUGCCGCGGUACUCGGACGAGCGCGGGAAGGUAGAUGAAAAAAGGGAAGGUGCAGCUGGAGGGGGAGCUGCUGGUCAGCUACCUGGUGCAGCUGCUGGUGAAGGUCCUGCUGGAGCUGGGCUUCAUGGUGGGCCAGUACUACCUGUACCAGUUCCUGCUGAUGCCCAGCAGGCUGGUCUGCUCCCAGUACCCCUGCAGGAACGCCGUGGACUGCUUCAUCAGCCGGCCCACCGAGAAGACCGUCUUCAUCAUCUUCAUGCUGGUCAUGGCCCUGCUGUCGGUGGUCCUCAGCCUCCUGGAGAUGUUGCACCUGCUGGCCCUCCGGCUGAGGAGGAGGAGGAGGAGGAAGAGCGGCUCCAAAGGUCUCCAGCUCGGCCGUCUGAACCCCCUGGUGAGGGGGGGGGGUCGGUUCCUCGGGGGUCGGUUCCUCAGGGGUCGGUUCCUCAGGGAUCAGUUCCUCGGGGGUCGGUUCCUCGGGGAGGGUGACGUUUUGCUGACCGCUGCGCUAAUCACUAAAUCAAGUUUCCACAAGCGUCAACUCCGUCUGAUUGGUCCCCUUUAGACUAGAUUCAGCUCAGUUCGUUAGUCGGCUAGCUAGUUAGCUAGCAACAUCCUCCAGUUGUGUCCAUUCUCAUGGCAACGUCCUCCAGUUGUGUCCGUUCCCAUGGCAACGUCCUCCAGUUGUGUCUGUUGCCAUGGCAACGUCCUCCACUUGUGUCUGUUGCCAUGGCGACGUCCUCCAGUUCUGUCUGCUGCCAUGGCAACAUCCUCCAGUUGUGUCCGUUGCCAUGACGACGUCCUCCAGUUGUGUCCGUAGCCAUGGCAACAUCCUCUAGUUGUGCCCGUUGCCAUGGCCACGUCCUCCAGUUGGGUCCAAUUGAUUUGGGAUGGUAAUCAGUGACGGCAGAGUGAGCGGGGAGCAGUGGGAAAAUCAGGACCAUGGAAGGUUAGGACCGGUGUUCCUCGGUGCUGGUGCGGUGCCAGUUCUUACUUCUCCUGAACAAGUUCAAAGUUCAGUUCACAUACAGUAGUUUAAUAAUGAAUAGUUCACAUUCAUAGUUCACCGUUUUCACUUUGAACCAGUUCAAAUUCAGUUAAUUUCAAUAUUUUUAGGUGAGAAGUAGCAAUGAAACGCCCCCCCCAUCCUAAAACUGUUCCCUGUAUACAAUCAUGUAUUAUCCUGGUGGCUUUUCAACUUUCCUCAGAGGCUGUAAAUCUCCAACAAUGUCGUCCAUUAUCAGUGUGUCUCCCUGUUGCUCGGAAAUCAACCCCCUAGUAGUAUAUUUGAAAACAAGUGCAUUACUCUGUGUGACCAUUAGGCGGCACUGUGACUGUACUCUUGUGUUACUGCGUUGGUAUCGAGACAGAUGAAGAAUAAAGUUGUUC
Messenger RNA from Cololabis saira (Pacific saury), 1855 nucleotides. RefSeq names its product gap junction Cx32.2 protein-like. Gene Ontology annotation, cellular component: connexin complex. The record is from RefSeq and is a predicted model, not a curated record. The transcript has 3 exons. Bases 68 to 955 code for a protein of 295 amino acids. Gene Ontology annotation, biological process: cell communication. NCBI's taxonomy places the organism in Eukaryota, Metazoa, Chordata, Actinopteri, Beloniformes, Belonidae.